Closterium sp. Yama58-4 is the source of this 1659-nucleotide messenger RNA. The record is from the annotation of a GenBank genome assembly. NCBI's taxonomy places the organism in Eukaryota, Viridiplantae, Streptophyta, Zygnematophyceae, Desmidiales, Closteriaceae.
AUGCGCUGUCCUAGCGAGGCAUGCGAUGGGUUGGCCGACGGGAUACGCCCUGUGGCGCAUGGGGAGAAGGGAGGAAGGCAGAGAGGGGAAAAGGGGAAGAAGGGAGUUAAGGCAGAGAGGGAAAAGGGGAAAGAAGGGACGUUGUCGACCUCGCUUUCCCCGUGCGUCGAUCUCGCAUCCACCGUCCGUCGCCCUAGCUUCCUCCUUCCAUCGCCGUCGCUUCCCCCUCCCAUCGCCCUCGCUUCCCCCUCCCAUCGCCCUCACUUCCCCCUCCCGACGCCCUCACAUCCCCCUCCCGUCGCCCUCGCUUCCCCCUCCCAUCGCCCUCGCUUCCCCCUCCCGUCGCCCUUGCUUCACCCUCCCAUCGCCCUCGCUUCCCCUCCCAUCACCCUCGCUUCCCCCUCCCAUCGUCCGCGCUUCCCCCUCCCGUCACCCUCGCGUCCCCCUCUCAUCGCCCUCGCUUCCCCCUCCCAUCGCGCUCGCUUCCCCCUCCCAUCGCCCUCACUUCCCCCUCCCAUCACCCUCGCUUCCCCCUCCCAUCGCCCUCGCUUCCCCCUCCCAUCGCGCUCGCUUCCCCCUUCCAUCACCCUCGCUUCCCCCUCCCAUCGCGCUCGCUUCCCCCUCCCAUCGCCCUCGCUUCCCCCUCCCAUCACCCUCGCUUCCCCCUCCCAUCGCCCUCGCUUCCCCCUCCCAUCACCCUCGCUUCCCCCUCCCAUCACCCUCGCUUCCCCCUCCCAUCGCCCUCGCUUCCCCCUCCCAUCGCCCUCGCUUCCCACUCGCUUCCCCCUCCUAUCGCCCUCGCUUCCCCCUCCCAUCACCCUCGCUUCCCCCUCCCAUCGCCCUCGCUUCCCCCUCCUAUCACCCUCGCUUCCCCCUCCCAUCACCCUCGCUUCCCCCUCCCAUCGCCCUCGCUUCCCCCUCCCAUCGCCCUCGCUUCCCACUCACUUCCCCCUCCCAUCGCCCUCUCUUCCCCCUCCCAUCGCCCUUGCUUCCCCCUCCCAUCGCCCUCGCUUCAACCUCCCAUCGCCCUCUCUUGCCCCUCCCACCGCCCUCGCUUCCCCCUCCCAUCGCCCUCUCUUCCCCCUCCUAUCGUCCUCGCUUCCCCCUCCCAUCGCCCUCGCUUCAACCUCCCAUCGCCCUCUCUUCCCCCUCCCAUCGCCCUCGCUUCCCCCUCCCAUCGCCCUCUCUUCCCCUCCCAUCGCCCUCGCUUCCCCCUCCCAUCGCCCUCUCUUCCCCCUCCCAUCGCCCUCGCUUCCCCCUCCCAUCUUCCUCUCUUCCCCCUCCCAUCGCCCUUUCUUCCCCCUCCCAUCGCCCUCUCUUCUCUUCCCCCUCCCAUCGCCCUCUCUUCUCUUCCCCUUCCAUCGCCCUCGCUUCCCCCUCCCAUCGCCCUCGCUUCCCCCUCCCAUCGCCCUCCUGCUCAUUCUCUUCCCCGGCUCACUCCUACUCAUUCUCUUCCUCUGCUCACUCCUGCUCAUUCUCUUCCCCUGCUCACUCCUGCUCAUUCUCUUCCCCGGCUCACUCCCGCUCAUUCUCUUCCCCGGCUCACUCCUUCUCAUUCUCUUCCCCGGCUCACUCCUGCUCAUUCUCUUCCCCGGCCUGCUCAUUCUCUUCUCCCCAGCUCACUCCUGCUCAUUCUCUUCCCCGGCUCAUUCCUGUUGA